AUGCCUAUCGAUGGGGGACAUGGCAAUUUAUCCUUUGGUUCGACGGGCCAGCCUAAGGGGCUUCAGUACCUAAAUGAAGACUUUGUUCCGAGAAACUUGGCCGAUGAUGCCCAAUAUGAACUGGAAGACGACACGGAUUUCCACUCCCACUACUCAGAAAGGCGCUCUUCGUCCCCAUCGACCUCUAGUCUAGAAGACUUGGAAGAUGCUGCUUUGCUAGACAGCGAGAUCGCAAUGCGAUCAUCGUUAUUUCCGUCCAAUUCUUCCAUCCAUGGCCCCAACGCAUUUGCUCCUCCCUUCUACAAUCGCCCGCCUACUCCGCUGCCACCUUCUCCCUCUCUAACAUCUCUUCUACGACCAUCCUUUUCUACUACCACAUCGCGUCCUACAACCCCGGAUAGCUCUGACGCUGAGACCCCGAAUGAUACAGAGGCUGCAGUAGCGCGGUCUGCACGUACCGCAAUUGCAGUACCGCGUGCCAGUCCUAAGGUGCCUACGUAUGAGUACUACGGAUUUGUACUUUAUCUUGCUUCGUCGCUGGCUUUCGUUAUAUAUCUGCUGUGGUCAUAUCUCCCCUCGCCAUUCCUUCACCAGCUAGGGAUUUAUUACUAUCCUAAUCGCUGGUGGUCACUUGCGAUUCCAUCUUUCCUCGUGACCACUAUAAUUUACAUUUACGUUGCAUUGUCCUCUUAUAAUACCGGCUACCUUACUCUGCCUAUGAGUAGUAUCGAAAACAUCGUUGACGACGUGGCAAACAUUGCAGUUAUCGAUAGUAAAGGCAGGAGACGCCCCGGUGGUUCAGAGAAAAUGAAUCCCCAUGCUGCUACGGCACAAACCAUGGGGUCCCAGAAGAGAAAACUGGAAUGGAAGUAUAUUUGGAGUGAAGGAACAGACGCCGUGAUGGAUAUACCGGUUGGUGGAGUGUGCGAAGUGCUUUACGGAUCGGAAGAGCUCAAUGAUCAUGAAGCUGAAAGGUUCAAUGCCGCCUAUCCGAGCACGAUACCUUCCCAUCUGGAAGGUGAUUGA
Paracoccidioides brasiliensis Pb18 is the source of this 1026-nucleotide messenger RNA. RefSeq lists its product as uncharacterized. The record is from RefSeq and is a predicted model, not a curated record. The transcript is spliced from 2 exons. The coding region runs from base 1 to 1026 and encodes 341 amino acids.